Molecule: messenger RNA, 3531 nt
Organism: Pistacia vera
Lineage: Eukaryota; Viridiplantae; Streptophyta; Magnoliopsida; Sapindales; Anacardiaceae
Product: protein LONGIFOLIA 1-like
Exons: 5
Coding region: 23-3340 (1105 amino acids)
Biological process (GO): regulation of monopolar cell growth
Source: RefSeq, a predicted model, not a curated record
UAGUUGAGGGAAGGUGCUGGAGAUGGCUGCAAAGCUUCUACAUUCUUUAGCAGAUGACAAUCCAGAUCUGCAGAGGCAAAUAGGAUGCAUGACUGGGAUUUUCCAAAUCUUUGAUCGCCACCAGGUCCUAACCAGCCGGCGCCUGACCCACAAGAGGCUUCCUCCAGGUACUUCCCACUUCCAGAAUGCCACCUCGGAAGGGGACUUUAACAGUGUACAUCAGCAACAGACAGCAACUGAAACAAAUCUAAACCGAAAUGUGAGUGAGAAGCAAAGACUUUCCACAGAAUCUUCAAGAGCCUCUUUCUCAUCGUCUUGUUCAUCUUCCUUGUCCUCUCUGGACUGUGGCAAGACGGCUCAACAAGAAGCCUCUUCGUUUGACAGAAUGAUUUUUCCUGAAACUCCAUCCAGGGACCCAGUCAUGCACCAAGGAAGUACAUCUCCACAUUUGGGGCGGCAUUCACUGGAUCUUCGGGAUGUAGUCAAGGACUCAAUGUAUAGAGAGGCCAGAGGACUAUCAGUUAAAACUGCAGCCAGUGAUGAAUCCGCUGGUCGUUCUUUGAAGCACAAGGACUCUCCAAGGCCAUUUCAACUAUCCAAAUCAGGAGAUGGAUCUUAUGAUGUUGGGGUCAGUGGGAAGCAAAGUAUGCCUGCUGACAUCAAGGAGUCUCUUAGAGUACUUGCAAAAUUUCGAGAAGUGCCUUGGUAUUAUAAUGAAGGUAGAGACCUUUCAAGAUCACAGUAUGAAGUGAAAGAAGGAUCUUGGCUUACAAUUUCAAAGGAUGCUCCUAGGUUAUCCUAUGAUGGGAAAGAGAUGAAUCGCUUAUCUUUGGACUCCCGAGAAACCUUCAAAUCCACACCAAAGCUAAAAGAGAUGCCCAGACUUUCACUGGAUGGUAGAGAUGGCCCAAUACGGCGUUCCAACUCUGAUUCAAAACCAAAUUACCCUUUUAAAAAUUUUCAGGAUGGUGUAAUCUCAAACAACAAAGACAUUAAUCUUCCACAAGCUCUGGCAACUCAGAAACGGCCCCCAAGCGUUGUAGCAAAAUUAAUGGGCUUGGAAGCUCUGCCAGAUUCUACUGCACCUAGUGAUAGCCGGUUUGGUUUGAUUAAAACCCCUCCAGUUGAAGAGAGAGAUCAUUUCUCAAGAUCAUUGAAAUCAAAUGGUCAAAACAAGCCAAUCCGAGUUUCCAACUCCCCAAGAAGCUCAAUGAAAGAGCCACCAUCACCAAGAUGGAGAAAUCCUGAUUUGAUCAUGAAACCAGUUUCUAGUUCGAAGUUUCCAAUUGAACCAGCACCGUGGAGGCAACCAGAUGGAAGUCGGGAUUCUCAGAAAACAGCUUUUAGGCCUGUGAAAGUUCCGGCAAGGACAGCAAAUUCCUUUCCUUCAGUUUAUUCUGAGAUUGAGGAAAGAUUGAAAGAUCUUGAAUUUAAACAAUCUGGAAAGGAUCUCAGAGCUCUCAAGCAGAUACUGGAAGCUAUGCAAGCAAAGGGGCUUAUAGAGACCAGUAAAGAAGAACAAGCUUCAAACUUUGAAACUCAAAGAGACUAUGAACUGAAAUCUUCUAGUCCUAAUCUUAAAUCAAGAAACCAACAGAAUCUGCAAAGCAAGCAUGUCAUUGCUUCCACAACCAGGGGUUCGCAUUCCUCAAGGACAUUUGACUCACCAAUCGUGAUCAUGAAACCGGCUAAACUAGUUCAGAAAUCUAAUAUUCCUUCUUCAUCAGCAAUUCCAGUAUACAGACUUUCUAGUCCCCAAAAGCUUCAGAGCAAGGGAUCUGAAGACAGCAAAAAGGCUUCAGUAAAAAGCCGAGCAGCUAAAGAUCAGUCUCCUAGAAGCAGUCGCAUUGAAUCUACUGUCAGCUCCUCUGAUAAGAAAAUCAGUGGUAAGAAUACAAGAUCCACAAUGCAAUCUUCACCAAAGCCUCAACAGUUGCCAAGAGAAAGCAUUACAAAUUCAACAAGGAGCUCAGGUUCUGUGAGCCCUAGAUUGCAGCAGAAGAAGAAUGAAUUGGACAAGCGGUCUCGCCCGCCAACCCCUCCAGCUGAUGUGAGUAAACCUAGAAGGCAAUCAAACAGGCAGUUGAUAGAAUCAGGUUCUCCUGGUGGUAGACUUAAACAAAAAUUUCACCACUUACAGCAAGCUGAUGACCAAAUGAGCCAGAUAAGUAAUGAAUCCAGAACUUCAAGUCACUAUGGAGAUGAUUCAUCUGUGCAAUCAGACAGCAAUCUUGUCUUGGACUCAAGGAUAGAUAUGGAAGUUACCAGUAGUGAACGAUGCAUUGAAAUCAAUGGCAGUCAGAGUCCAUCCAUGAGGGCUGCCAAGCACACAAUUUCAGGCUCAGAGCAGAAAAAAUCAACUCCAAGAUUAAGUGAGGAUGGAUCUUUAGCAGAACUUGCUACAGCUACAGCAGAGCAUCCUAGUCCUGUCUCUGUCAUGGAUGCCUCAGCAUUAAGAGGUGAUGAUCCAUCUCCCAUUAAGCAGAUGUCUAAUGCCCUCAAAGGUGAUAUUGCUCAAAUUUCCAGUGAUUGUCUCAAUGAAGAUCAGUGGACUACAGCAGAUAAUCUCGUAUCUGAUGGCACGGGUUCUGGUGUUACAACGGAAAUCAGUCGCAAGAAAUUACAAAACAUCGAGCAUUUAGUUCAGAAGCUUAGACGACUUAACUCCAGUCAUGAUGAAGCUGGCAUUGACUACAUUGCAUCACUUUGCGAGAACACCAAUCCUGACCACAGAUACAUCUCUGAGAUACUGUUAGCUUCUGGCCUCCUACUAAGAGACCUCGGCUCCAGCUUGACAACAUUUCAGCUCCAUCCGUCAGGCCACCCAAUCAACCCCGAGUUAUUCUUUGUUUUGGAACAAACUAAUGCAAGCACAUUCUGUUCAAAAGGAGAAUGCAGCCCUGUCAAAGUUUCCCAUUCAACGACAGACCCAGAGAAAGUUCACCGGAAACUCAUAUUUGACUCUGUCAAUGAGAUCCUUGUCGGAAAGUUAGCUUCAGUAGGGACCUCUCCAGAGCCAUGGUUAAAGACCAAAAAGCUAGCAAGCAAUACAUUGAGUGCACAAAAGCUUCUAAAAGAAUUAUGCUCAGAGAUUGAACAGCUUCAAGCCAAGAAACUGGAGUGCAGCCUAGAGGAUGAGGAGGAUGAUUUGAAAAGUAUAUUGUGGGAGGAUGUGAAGCAUCGAUCAGGCAGUUGGACAAAUUUUGACUGCGAGAUUUCUGGGGUAGUACUAGAUGUUGAGCGGUUGCUCUUUAAAGAUUUAGUAGACGAGAUUUUGAUGGGUGAAGCAGCUAGUUUGCGAGGCAAGCCAGGUAGGCGAAGAAAGCUGUUUGUGAAGUAAAUGCAGGCAUGCAAAAUAGAUUUCUUUAGUUUCAUUUUGCUCAAUCUUUGGUUUUCCCUACUGUGAUUUUUUGCAAGAAAGCAUAAUAAUUCAUGAGUAAGAAUUAAAAAAGUUCUGGGCAUGAUUGUAAAGAAAUUAACUUCUCAGAUUAUGACACCAUUAAUACAUAUUCAUAAGAAACAGUAUAUGAA